AUGGCUAAUGGCGGCAAAAUACUCGCUGUCUCGAAAGCUGAUCUGGCGAAGAAGCAGAAACAAGCGAAGAAAUCGAAAUCCGGCGGUUUCGAGUCGCUGGGAUUGAGCCCCAAUGUCUACAAUGGCGUCAAGAAGAAGGGAUACAGAGUUCCGACGCCUAUCCAGCGUAAGACCAUGCCGUUAAUCCUAUCGGGUUACGACGUCGUCGCCAUGGCCCGCACUGGGUCCGGAAAGACGGCGGCGUUCCUCAUCCCCAUGCUCCAGAAGCUCCAGCAUCAUGUGUCCCAGGCCGGAGUUAGGGCUCUUAUUCUUUCCCCGACUCGCGACUUGGCCCUUCAGACUUUUAAGUUCACCAAGGAAUUAGGUCGCUUCACAGACCUUCGUUCUAGCCUGCUGGUUGGUGGUGAUAGCAUGGAAAGCCAGUUCGAGGAAUUGGCUCAGAAUCCCGACUGCAUAAUUGCCACUCCCGGUAGACUCAUGCAUCAUUUGGAAGAGAUUGAUGACAUGUCCCUACGGACUGUGGAAUACGUCGUGUUCGAUGAAGCCGAUUGCCUCUUUAGCAUGGGAUUUGCGGAGCAGUUGCACAGAAUCCUUGGUAGGCUGGGUGAGAACCGCCAGACUUUGCUUUUUAGCGCGACCCUACCGAGUGCACUUGCCGAGUUUGCCAAGGCUGGCCUUCGGGACCCGCAGCUGGUCAGGCUUGAUCUGGAGACGAGAAUCAGCCCCGACCUCAAGCUCACCUUCUUCACCUUGAGGCAGGAAGAAAAAUAUGCAGCCUUGCUGUAUUUGAUAAGGGAGCACAUAGAUACCAAUCAGCAGACCUUAAUUUUUGUCUCCACUAAAUAUCAUGUCGAGUUUCUUUAUGCCCUCUUCAAAGAGGAUGGCAUUGUGGCUUCCGUGUGUUAUGGUGACAUGGAUCAUGAUGCUAGGAAGAUCCAUAUUUCAAAGUUUAGGGCUAGGAAGACUAUGCUGCUGAUCGUGACUGAUGUGGCUGCCCGGGGAAUUGAUAUCCCUUUGCUCGACAAUGUGGUCAACUUUGACUUCCCGCCUAAGCCAAAGCUUUUUGUCCAUCGUGUGGGCCGGGCUGCGAGGGCAGGCCGUACUGGGACUUCAUUUUCUUUUGUUACGUCAGAGGACAUGGCUUACCUAUUGGACCUUCAUCUCUUUCUUUCAAAGCCGAUUAGGCCUGCUCCUACUGAGGAUGAGGUUUUAAGAGAUAGAGAUGGUGCUAUGGCUAAAAUAGAUCAAGCGAUUGCGAAUGGUGGGACCGUUUAUGGACGUUUCCCCCAGAGAGCCAUAGAUCUACUGUCAGACAGAGUCCGAGAAAUCAUUGAGUCGUCCGCAGAACUCGCUGGCUUGCUGAGACCUUCUUCAAAGGCAUUUUCACUGUACACCAAGACAAAAGCUAAGCCAUCUAGGGAGUCUAUUAAAAGGGUGAAAGACCUGCCCCGUGAAGGUUUGCAUCCUAUGUUCAAAAAUGAACUGGGUGGUGAUGAGUUGACAGCUUUGGCCUUUUCCGAGCGCCUGAAAGCAUUCAAGCCCAAGCAGACCAUACUGGAGGCUGAAGGCGAGGCUGCGAAAUCGAAAAAUCAAAAGGGAUCUUCAAGUCAAUGGGUUGACGUGAUGAAGGUGAAAAGAGCCGUGCACGAGGAGGUGAUAAAAAAGGUUCAAGAGCAACGUUCCAGAGAUAAUCUUUUCAAAGAACCAAGUUGCAUAAUUAUCCGUAGCCUCUUCGGUAUUUCUCUUAAUUUUAUUGCAUUGGUUAUUGCAGUAGGCGCCAAAAGAAAGGCCCAGACCUUCAAAGAUGAUGAAUAUUUCAUUAGUUCUGUGCCAACCAAUCAGCAUUUUGAAGCAGGGCUUUCUGUGAGAAAUAACCAGGGCUUUGAAUCAAACAGGUUAGAAUCUGCUGUUCUUGAUCUAAAUGCUGAUGAUAGUGGAGGAUUGCAGAAGCAGAAAUCUUCUUUCCACUGGGACAAGAGAAGCAAGAAGUACGUCAAGCUAAACACUGGGGAUCGUGUGACGGCCAGUGGAAAGAUAAAGACAGAAAGUGGUGCAAAAGUUAAGACCAAGAAAACUGGAAUAUACAAGAAAUGGAUUGAACGGUCGCACAAGAAGGUUUCGCUUAAAGGGACGAGCAAUGAAAGCACUUCACAAGAAGCUGCUAGUACAUCAGGUACUUCUGAUUUUCGAGGGGAUAACCGGAGAAGGUUCAAAGGUGGAAGGAGUCAAAGGUCAGUGCCGAAUGCUCAUGUCCGUAAUGAAAUCAAAGACAUCGAACAAGUUCGGAAGGAAAAGCAAAAGAAAGCAGACAGGGCUUCUUAUCUUAAGACCAAGAAUAAGAAGGGAAAGAAGUUUGGGAAGAAUGGAAAGUGGGGAAAGGGAAAGAAGUAG
Striga hermonthica is the source of this 2391-nucleotide messenger RNA. Lineage: Eukaryota; Viridiplantae; Streptophyta; Magnoliopsida; Lamiales; Orobanchaceae. The record is from the annotation of a GenBank genome assembly.